AGCUUGAAAAUAUGAGACUCUGUGGUUUUUCCGAAGUACACUGUUUUUUUCCGGUUCUAUUCCUGGAAGGAAUGUGUUGUUGCCGUUCUUUCACUGAGAUCCUAAAUAUAUGACUAAAAUAAUCGCAAUUUGCGAGAUAGAAUGAGCUCAAAAUUUGCCUCUCGAAAGAAAAAUAAUCGACAAUCUCGCCUGUUGCAGGCCUUGAGAGAUUUUACAGCAGCAGAUACAUGUUACAGCGAUGGUGCAAAUCCUCUGUCUUUUCGAAUAGGUGAAAUAUUCACAUUUCUGAGUCGCCGCGACAACUAUUGGGUCAAUGUUGAGAGGACGGUUUGGAGACACAAUCCGCUGCUCAAGACGAAGGAAUACCUGACUGUUGAGCGUGGUAUUGUGCCGGUGGACUAUAUAAUUGAGAUGGACGUUCAAGAGAACGAAGGAAUGUCUUCACGCAAAGAAGAAAAUUGUCCGGUUUCCAGCGGUGAUCAUGAUGAAGCAAGUCAUGACAACAUUUUCGAGCUCAGAACUGAGAGAGAUGGUUUGGCAGAAGAAGUUGAACAACUAAAAAGAAAACUUGAUGAGGCUUACAAAGAAAAUGCCACCCUUCAUGAAAGGUAUUAUGCAGUUGGAGAAACAAUGGUUUCAACCAAGGAGGAACUAGCAAUUGCACAGGAAUCUUUAAUUGAGGAACAGCAGAGAAGCCGUCAAUACCAAAAGCAAGUAGAAGACAUUAAGAGUCAGAUAAACAAGUCUGGCAAUAAAUCAGCGAUAAAACUUCUGGAGAAGAUUAUUCAAAAGGAGACAAAAUCACAGGCAAAUGGAUUAAUACAAAAGACCAGAUCUGAAAGUUCAUCAGAUGACUUAAUGCUUUCUUGUGCUCUCUGCCAUGAAAAAAUGAGGGUGGGUGACCUGGCUUCUCAUUCUAAGGUUUGCUCAUCAAAAGAUACAGACAAACGACCUACAACUCCAACAACACCAGGAACAGACAUGCUUCGAGUUACAGUGACCUGUUCAGAGACUGAUGAGAAAAAUACCACCUUUAAAGUGGUAACAAAGACUACUCAUGAGGACUAUAAGUUCUCUGACUAUGAGGUUUAUCGCAGUGAAGGUGAUUUUGAAUGGCUUCAGUCGGCACUGGAGGAAGCUUGUCCAGAGAGAAUAGUACCUCCAAUGGUGUCACAUUCAUCGUUACAUGGAAAAAUGAGAGAGGGUCAAAGAUUUCUGUCACGAAUUUGUGCCCAUAAGAUUUUGAGAAAACAUCAUCUUCUGAACCUGUUUUUAACUGGUGAGGGUCAGGAUGUACAGAAAGCAAGAGAGGAACUAGAUAAGAAAAAGAAAAAAGUCAACAAUGUGGCUGAGAAAACUUUGAAACAGGAACCAUGUGACCAGAAUGCUCCUGUGAUCAAAUGUCAGAGAUACUUGGAAAAGUUUGCAGAAAAUCUUGAUGGUUUGAUCACACACCUUGAGGAUAGUCUAAACAAGAACACAGUAGAUGGCCCUGGGGUUUGGUUUAAAUCUUUGGCAGAAUUUGAACCUGCAGAAACAUAUUUAAAGGUUGCUACUGAGGCUCUCAGUAAAAUCUGCAUUGAAUUGGAGAAUAACAGAGAAACUGCAGAAGAAAAACUGAUUGUAAAUGACCUGAGGAGUGUUCACCAUUAUGUCAAGAGUGCUGAGGUCCUUCUUCAAAGAGUGCAGACUGCUGUUGAGAUGUUUUUACAUUGGGAUAAAGAAGUCAGAAAUUAUGAGCAGAUGAAGAAUCCUGGUUCAGAUGAGGACAACCCUGAUCAUGUCAGUCAGACACAGAAAUGGGCAGAGGCAAACUCAAACUGUGCAGAUGCUAAAACAAACCUUGAGUUUCUUUGUAAAGACUUGUCUUCUGAGCUUGCUCACUUUGAUUGGCGGAAAGAAGUAGAACUUCGGGAGAUAUUGAUUGAAUACUCAGAACUCAGAUCAGAGCACUUUGAGAAGGUCCAGAGCAAAUGGUUUGGAGUGAAACUAAUGGUGGAGGCACCCAUAGCACCUGAAGUUAGGGCAAUCAAAUGUGUGGAAGAUUCCUGAUGAAUAAAAUUAAAGGCAGUAAAAGUUUCUCAGUUUAUAACCAAAUUCACAAGAUUUAGUUGGAACUCAUUCCUUAAAUAAUUGGCCUCACUACUUGAAAAUUAGUUACUCUAGCAAUGCUUUUAGAUAAUUAAGCAGUAUUAAUAAAUUUUUAUUAGAAUCACUCAGUUUGUAAGUCUGCAGUUAUAGUUAAGAGUUGUCCAACAUUGUGUCAUAAGGAAAAGUAUAGUGUACUGGUAAAUAUUAUGAUUAAAAGCUCUUAUAUAUAACAUAUGGAGAGGUGAUGUUAACAGAUAACGCAAAGAUUUGAAAAAUAUAAGGUCAGCAAAGUAAACCACAAAGGUUUUACACAUAAUUUAAAUGAAAGAAAUAAUUACUGAUUGAAUAAUAUAUUGCACUUAUUAUAGUAAUAACUAUUAUGGUUAUUUUAGUUAGGAGCCUAGCUACUUACAUGGGUCAAAGACUGCAUCAAUCCACAGUAGACCCAAUUGUAGUUCCUUCAUAUGCACAAAAAUUUGCUCACUUUGCAAAAAAGUUCACAGAUAUUAUUUCUCGUACAAAUGACAGAGUAAAUGAAUCAAAAGAAGCUUUGAAAGGAGAGACAAAGCAGCAUUCUAAUGUAAAUAUAUUUUAAGAUAAAAUUACUACCUAAUGAAAUGACCAGAGAAGGGAAUUAAAUUAUUAACUCAUGAAAUUUGUACUAAAAAGGUCAUGGGCACAUUCAAUGUCAACAAAUGAGAUUCUAUGCAUGCUCUUUUACAAGCAACUUUGAAGCCUCUGUUAUGUUGGGUCAUGGAUUAGGAAAGGAGAUAUUCAAGGAUAAGGUUUCUUUUCAACAGAAAAGAUAUUUCAAAUUGCUUUUAAUGCCACUGUACAGUUUCUCUUAUGUGUGAAAUUAUUAAAUUUAUAUUUAAUUUUA
Pocillopora damicornis (cauliflower coral) is the source of this 2971-nucleotide messenger RNA. RefSeq lists its product as uncharacterized. NCBI's taxonomy places the organism in Eukaryota, Metazoa, Cnidaria, Anthozoa, Scleractinia, Pocilloporidae. Gene Ontology annotation, biological process: early endosome to Golgi transport. The record is from RefSeq and is a predicted model, not a curated record. Gene Ontology annotation, molecular function: protein binding; phosphatidylinositol binding. Gene Ontology annotation, cellular component: endosome membrane; endosome.